Messenger RNA from Medicago truncatula (barrel medic), 1769 nucleotides. Its product is annotated as eukaryotic peptide chain release factor subunit 1-3. NCBI's taxonomy places the organism in Eukaryota, Viridiplantae, Streptophyta, Magnoliopsida, Fabales, Fabaceae. The transcript is spliced from 2 exons. Bases 174 to 1481 code for a protein of 435 amino acids. Gene Ontology annotation, molecular function: translation release factor activity. The record is from RefSeq and is a predicted model, not a curated record. Gene Ontology annotation, biological process: translational termination.
UGGAGAAAUCAGAUCCAAGUUUUAUUAAUCUAUCUCAUCCAAAAUUCAAUACAAUAUUUUACUCUCUUUUAAAUUUGUCACUUUGUGAGUGUUCAUAUUUUGUUGCAAGCGAAAACCCUAGUUUCUCUCAACCCUUCCUCUGCGACAGGUUAUUCUUUCUGUCUGCUUAAACAAUGGCUGAUGGUGAAUCGGACAAGAAUAUUGAGAUAUGGAAGAUCAAAAAGUUGAUCAAAGGACUGGAAGCUGCAAGAGGUAAUGGUACUAGCAUGAUUUCUCUGAUAAUGCCUCCACGCGAUCAAAUAUCUCGUGUCACUAAGAUGUUGGGAGAUGAAUUUGGAACUGCUUCAAACAUCAAAAGUAGGGUAAACCGGCAAUCAGUGCUUGGAGCCAUUACUUCUGCACAACAGAGGUUGAAACUUUAUAAUAAGGUUCCUCCAAAUGGAUUGGUUCUGUAUACUGGUACCAUUCUCACUGAGGACGGCAAGGAAAAGAAGGUGACGUUUGAUUUUGAACCUUUCAAACCAAUCAAUGCAUCACUUUAUCUCUGCGACAACAAAUUUCACACAGAAGCUCUAAAUGAACUUCUAGAAUCUGAUGACAAGUUUGGUUUUAUUGUUAUGGAUGGAAAUGGAACCCUUUUCGGGACAUUAAGUGGAAAUACUCGUGAGGUGCUUCAUAAAUUUACUGUUGAUCUACCAAAGAAACAUGGUAGAGGAGGACAGUCAGCUUUGCGUUUUGCUCGUCUUCGGAUGGAAAAACGACACAAUUACGUCAGGAAGACUGCAGAACUUGCCACUCAGUUUUACAUCAACCCUGCUACCAGUCAGCCUAAUGUUGCUGGACUCAUUCUUGCUGGUUCAGCUGACUUCAAGACUGAGCUGAGUCAAUCAGAUAUGUUUGAUCCUCGUUUGCAAGCAAAAAUAUUAAAUGUGGUUGAUGUCUCUUAUGGUGGGGAAAAUGGCUUUAAUCAAGCUAUUGAAUUAUCUGCAGAGAUUCUAUCUAAUGUGAAGUUCAUUCAAGAGAAACGCUUGAUAGGAAAAUAUUUUGAAGAGAUAAGCCAAGAAACUGGUAAAUAUGUUUACGGAGUUGAUGACACAUUGAAGGCUCUAGAAAUGGGUGCGGUUGAAACACUCAUUGUAUGGGAGAAUUUGGAUAUUACUAGGUAUGUGCUGAAAAAUGCUACCACUGGUGAGAUUGUAAUAAAGCAUUUGAAGAAGGGACAAGAAAAUGAUCAAAGCAACUUCCGCGAUGUGGCCACAUCUGCAGAUUUGGAGGUUCAGGAGAAGAUGCCGUUACUUGAGUGGUUUGCGAAUGAGUACAAAAGAUUUGGAUGCUCGCUGGAAUUCGUGACCAACAAAUCUCAAGAAGGGUCACAGUUUUGCAGAGGGUUUGGUGGUAUUGGAGGUAUGCUUCGCUACCAGCUUGAUAUCAGAUCAUUUGAUGAGUUAUCUGAUGAUGAAGUGUACGAGGAUUCUGAUUAAGUGCGUAUUUGGAUUGACAAUGAUUUUGGCAGAACCUGCGUCCCACAAAAUCACGGUGCCCGUAAAUUUGUCAAAUUCACAUUGAUUCCAAUUAUGCAUUAAAUAUCUGUUAUUCUAGUGCCUGUCAUUGUUUUUUGUUUGGAUAAUUGGAUGAAUGACUUUCACCAAAUAUUUCCUACAGAUCAUUUGAAUUUUGUGUUACUGAGAUGGUACUGAUACUCAGUCCUUUGUUGCUACAUCUAUCAUAAGUUUACUGUUCACUAUUAUUUUAUGUUGCCUCCUAAAUUA